AGUCUUUCAGCGUUACUUCCAUAUUACAAGUGACUUAGUCUAAUUCAAUUUUGAUAUAAAACACAAUUUACAAAAUGAUUUGUCUCCCUCGAAAAACUAAAAGUGUGAUAAUUUACUUGUUAGUUGGUUGUUUAUUCCAGAUGGGCACCAUCCACGCAACGCCUUUGCCUCAGUCUGAUACCGUGACACCCAGUGACACGAACUCAAACCCGACAGACCAGACGGAUUCAAUAAGCGAUAAUGUGGAAAAGCCACCUAUCAAUGGAGUAGAGAACGUCGGCGAUGUGUUCAAGUCACUGAUCAAGAAUACUGGCUUGACGGUAUCGGACUUAAGGGACGAAACCGGUCAAUCGUUGAAGGAUAUUGCCCAUGCCGGUGGCCGGGCCACGCUCGCCCUUGGAUACCUGUGCAAUCAGCUUUUUAAUGGCAUCAGCGCCACCGUGGCCACCGGUAGCGGUUACCUGGCCAGCGGCGUCAGGAACAUCGACGACGUUGUUGGCGAUUUGCCAGUCGUGGGCUUGGUAACGGGCACCCUCGACUCCGUCUCAACGCAGUUGGCCAACACCAUUGGCGAGAUAUCCACCAACGGCCGGAAGAGCCGGCAAAAAAUGUUCGAGAGCUUACGCGAAAAACUGAAUCGGAGCAGUGGCCGUUUGCCGACGACAAACAAUACUGGUAGUACAGCAAGCACCAACAGCGGCAACGAGAUUGCGCAGUGAUGACGACGAUUUAAGCAUAAUUUGUCGUUAAAGUGUUAAAAAAAUGUAUGUUUUUAAAUCAAAAAAAAAAAAGAAAGAAAAACCCAAAACACGAUUCUUGUAACUUUGUUGUUCUGAACAUAUUUUCAGAUAUCAUAAUAGCUGUUUGAGUGUAUAUUACAAUAAUAAAUUAUAACAUAAUUGAGCCAGUCGAAUCGUAGAGACCAUUGGCGGUUGUUACUCGCCUUUGUAUUAUCUACCUACCCAAUAAACGUACGCAAUUAUUACCGUGACCUUCUCACCAUAUAUUUCAGGUAAUCUUAACCCUCGGGUUGGAUCUUCACACCACCUAAAAACCUAUGUACUUAUAACUACUUUCUACUUGUUAAAUAUAUAUUUCUAAAUCGAAAAUUUGAAUACUCUUAAAAUAAAUUUUCGUAUUAAGUAAAAGUGAUCUGAAGUUUGAUUAUUUUGUAGUAUUUGAAAAUAUUGUACAUCCGUUAUUUGCUCAUCAAUAAAAAUAA
Messenger RNA from Melanaphis sacchari, 1222 nucleotides. RefSeq lists its product as uncharacterized. Lineage: Eukaryota; Metazoa; Arthropoda; Insecta; Hemiptera; Aphididae. Bases 75 to 719 code for a protein of 214 amino acids. The record is from RefSeq and is a predicted model, not a curated record. The transcript is spliced from 2 exons.